AUGGUUUUUAAGACAUUUAGUUUUUAAUCCUGGUAAAAUGCUUUCGAGAAACGACUUCCCUCCGAUAAUGAGCAAUUCUAAGAUAUAAUACUAGUUGAACAUAAACUUUCUGAAGAAAAUCUUAUUUUAAAUAUCUCAAAUUAAAAUAUAAAUUAUGAUAGUCUUUUUCACAUUAAAAUAAUUUAAAAAAUCUUCUCUCUCCUUUAAAACCUUCUCUAAUCUACUUUAAUAAAAACAAAAGAAAGAAAUUUAAAUAACAUCAUCUAAUAAAUAAAAAAUCUUUAAAUUAAGAAAAAAAGUUAACUAAUUUAUAAAAAUUUAACAGAAAACAAAAAAUAAAAAUCUAACAGAAAAAUAAUUCAUUAGAAAGAAAAAGAAAUAAUAAUAAAAGAAAACAAAUUAUGA
This is a messenger RNA of Tetrahymena thermophila SB210, 405 nucleotides long. RefSeq lists its product as hypothetical. The transcript has a single exon. The record is from RefSeq and is a predicted model, not a curated record. NCBI's taxonomy places the organism in Eukaryota, Ciliophora, Oligohymenophorea, Hymenostomatida, Tetrahymenidae.